AUGGCUCCGUUCCAGAAGGGUAACGUGCCCAGCAUGGGCAACACGAUCGUCCGGCCAUCUCGCAGGAGGACGGCCAAGUAUCAGAACAUGGAUCCCUCUCAAAUGAUGGCAGUCAGGCAGAGCAUCCGCAGCUUCAACAUCACCACGCGGAUGCCCUCCUUGCCAGCCGAGCGGCUGCUGGAGCUGCCACUGCGCCUGUCCCUGGAGAAGCCACUGGCCACAUCUCAGAAUGGAGACAAGAGUGACCUCUUGACCUGGCUCCAGGAAAAGCACCUCAUCACUCAGAAUGACACAUUUCUCACCGAUGGCAAGGCCGAGAUUAUGCACAACGACCAGCAGGCAGACGGAAAGCAGCAAUCGUACUGCGUGAUCACGACGCGCUUCAACAAGCCCUUCAUGUACCGCAUGAGCAGCUGCCGCGCCCUGCUCAUGCUCGCUCCGCAGAGCCACGUGCGCUGGCUCGCCGUGCGGCUCAUGACCAACCAAUAUCCUCCUCCUUCAUCUUCACGCGCUCGAGAUGCCCUACAGGGGAGCUGGGGAACGAGGGAGGCGGGCGAGUGCUGUCGUUUUUGUUCCUUGACGGCGAGAACGAUGUUCGACUCAUUCAUCAUCCUGACGAUCUUCGUCAACAUGAUCAUCCUGGCGACGAACAAAUCCUAUCCGCUGGCCGAUUACAUUUUCACGGCAAUCUACACGGGCGAGUUUCUCAUCAAGACGCUGGCUCGGGGCUUUGUCUUCCACCCGUACUCUUACCUGCGCAACGCGUGGAACUGGCUCGACUUCAUCGUCAUCAUCCUCGCGUACAUGACGAUAGCCUUCCCCUUCCUUCCGGGCCUCUCAGCUCUGCGAGCCUUCAGAGCUCUCAAGAUGAUCGCCAUCCUUCCUGCACUGAAGACGAUCGUGGGGGCCAUCUUCAAGUCGGCGGGGCUGCUCCUCAACGUGAUGCUGCUCAUGAUCUUCGCGCUCAUCAUCAUCUCGCUCUUCGGCCUGCAGAUCUUCCGCGGUGUGCUGCGUCAGAAGUGCGUAUUCCUGCCCAACCCGGGCACGAGCUCCCUCUCCGAUGCCGAGUGGAGCAACUACGUGCAAAACAAGUCAAACUGGCUGAUCACGGACGACAUUGAAAUCAUGGUUUGUGGAAACGGCACUGGCACCAGUCACUGCCCCGCAAACUACACGUGUUUGCCAGACAUCGGUGAAAACCCAAACCAUGGUGCGACCAGCUUCGACAACUUUGGCUGGGCGAUGAUGACCUCCUUCCAGAUCAUCACCAUCGACUACUGGGAGAACUGCUACAAUAUGGUGCUGCGAGCCUCUGGGCAGUACUUCAUCGGCUUCUUCAUUGUGGUGAUCAUGCUGGGCGGCUACUACGUCGUCAACCUCGUGCUGGCCGUGGUGGCCUCCUCGUACGAGCGCGAGCUGCGGCACCACCAGCAGCUGCUGGACGAGGAGAAGAAGGAGCGUGCCGAGGCGGAGCGCAAGCAGAGACAGGUGGUGGAGGCCCUCAUGAGCGUGAAUAAGGAGGCGCACAUGCACAUGUCCACCCGGCAAUCAGGGGACCUCUCCGUGGACUCCAGCAUCUCCCAGGGCCUCGACCACUUGGGCGCAGGCUCCACCUUACAGCUCACCAGGCGCCCUCGGGAGAGACUCGUCGCCUGCCUGAACUCGCUCCGCUGCUGCUCAGCAUUCGUGGCCUUCCGGCAGCGCCUGCGCACCCUGGUCACCUCCAGCGUCUUCGAGACGUUCAUCACCAUUCUCAUCAUCACCAACACCGUCAUGAUGGCCAUCGACUACUACAAUGCCCCCUACAGCAGUGCCCUCGACGUCGGGAAUACGGUGCUGACGACCAUAUUCAUAGCAGAGGCAGUACUCAAGUUGACGGCUCUCUUUCCAAGGGUCUACUUCCACUUGGGCUGGAACAUAUUUGACUUCUGUGUGGUGAUUACGAGCGUGGUGGAGUGGAUUCUCGACUCCAUGAGCAACACCAACAUCAACAUCUCCAUCAUCCGUACAUUCCGCAUUCUGAGAGUGUUCAAGCUGGCGAAGAAGUGGAAGACGCUCAACCUCCUCAUCCGUGUGAUGAAGAGCGCCAUUGGCGAGAUGCGAAACCUCACUGUCAUCUUUGCCCUGGUCAUCUACAUCUUCGCCGUCAUCGGCAUGCAGCUCAUCGGCCGAGACUACUACCACAACCGGAACAAAUUCUCCAGCGGGCAGGUCCCCAGAUGGAACUUCCUGGAUUUCUACUCCUCCUUCCUCAUGGUGUUCCGCGUGCUGUGCGGCGAGUGGAUCGAGCCACUCUACGAAUGCCUCGUGUGCUCCAACAUCUACUACUGCAUCCCUCUCUUCAUCCUCACCUACAUCGUCGGUGGCUUCUUGGUGCUGAACCUUUUCCUCGCUCUGCUGCUCGCCUCGUUCGGCGGGGACAACCUCAAGGCGAGAUCGAGCGGCGAGCGGACGGCGAAGUCGGCGAGCGUGAAGCACUUCCUGACGGGGCUCAAGCCGCGGCGCACGUUCCACGUCUCGACGAAGCCCUCGCGCUUCGGGCGCAGGAAGAAGGAGGCCGCCUCGCGUCGCGGCGAGCACGCUCGGCUCGACAUGGACGUUGGCACCUACCAUAACCUGCAGCGCAGCAGCGUGGCCAGCGUGCAGGCUACCCAGGAUUACAUUUACAUCGCUCCGGCAAAGCCCUUGGCUCGCCUGGCGAGGACGCCCACGUCCGACGAUGUGAGUGCCGAAGUGAGGAACUCCUGGCAGCGUCUGAACGACCUCCUGCACAGUUCCGCCACGGCGGGGGGAACCGCGAGCCUCAAAAACAACUCUGUCAUCCUUGACCCGGCCAAGCUGGAGGGAGGCUCGGUCCGCAGCAGCGCCCACAGCCAAGAGUCCAAGUUGUGGAGCGAGGACGACUCCGAGGACGAGUCCGACGCGGAAAGCCACCAGGCCGAGGGCUCAGAGCAGCGCGUCCAGGUGCCGCCGUGUUUCUCCGCCAGCUGCAUUUGCUGCUGUCACCGCCAGCGACGUCGCGACUCCGACGUGGAGCGAGCAGUGGGCAGCGGCGGCGGCGACGGAGAAGGAGGAGGUCGGCACGGGGAAGAGCCCUCGGGUGGGGAGGCGAGCACAGGGCGGCAGGGCAGCGACGGAGGCCGGGAGGGAAGCGGUUCAGGGUGCUGCGGUGGGUGCGUGGGAGCGUUCCACGCGGUGAGGCGUAUGGUGUUUCGCCUCUGCCAUACGACGGGCUUCAAUGGGUUAGUGCUCUUCAUGGUCAUCAUGAGCAGCUUCACAUUGACGCUGGACGACAAGUACAACAGCAGCAACGCGCAGCUGAUGCAGGUGCUCCGCUACAUGGAUAUCUUCUACAUGGCGUUCUUCUCCAUGGAAAUGUUCCUCAAGAUGAUAGGCCUCGGCCUCCACAAGUACUUCACCAGCUUCUGGACUCUACUUGACUGCUUCUUAGUCUUGGAGGGAUUGUCCAACGUGGCCGUUGAGUUUGAACCAUUGGGUGUCUGCUCCCACCAGGUGUCAUGGUUGAAUCAGCUGGCGAGUGCGGUGCCUGCCCUCAAGUCCCUGAGGUCUCUGCGCACGCUCAGGGCCCUGAGGCCCCUCCGAGCCAUCUCCCGGUGGAAGGGCAUGAGGUUGGUGGUGAACGCUCUGGUGACCUCCAUCCCGUCCAUCUCCAACGUCAUGCUGAUGUGCCUGCUCUUCUGGAUGGUGUUCGGCAUCGCCGGGGUGCAGCUCUUCGGAGGGAAGUUCUUCCGCUGCAUCGACGCCGAGGGCAACCGCCUGCCGGCCACGGAGGUCGCGAACCGCACGGUGUGCGAGAGCCUCGCGGCCGAGGGCUACCUUUGGGUCAACGCCAUCAUCAACUACGACAACAUCCUCUCUGCUUACCUGGCUCUCCUGCAAGUGGCCACGCUCGAAGGGUGGAUUGAACAGAUGGCGGAUGCCUCGGAUUCGACGGGGGUCGAUCAACAACCAUCUUACAAUGCCAACAUCUACUCCCAGAUGUUCUUCAUCAUAUUCGUAAUCAUCGGAUCGUUCUUCAUCCUCAACCUCUUCAUCGGAGUUGUCAUCGACAACUUUAACUCCGUGCACAAGAGGUCUCACAAGGAAGGUGCGCUGAUGGCACUCCUGACAGAAGAUCAGCAGAAGUUCUACAAAACCAUGCGACGGCUGUACAGGAGCAAGCCUUCCAAGAGCAUCCCGCAACCCCAGAAUCGUGUCCUGAGGUUCUUCUACCUGCUGGUGCACCGCCGGCUCUUCGAGUACAUCUCCACUGCCGUCAUCUCCCUCAACAUGGUGAUGCUCGCUUCAGAGCACUACAAGCAGAGUGAAAGCUUCACCAACAUUACCAAGAUCAUCAACCUGGUAUUCACGGGCCUCUUCAUGCUGGAGGCUGCGCUGAAGAUCCUGGGGAAUCGAAUCCACUACUUCCGCCAGCCGUGGGACAUCUUUGACUUUUUUGUGGUGUGCAUCUCCUUAACAGAGAUCGUCCUGGAGACCAUGGCAUCACAAGUUAACUUCUCGCCGGCGAUCCUGCGCGUGUUCCGCGUGGUGCGGCUCGUCCGCCUGCUGCGCCUCAUCCGCUCCGUGGAGGGAAUCCGCAAGCUCAUCUACACGCUCGUCAUCUCGCUGCCAGCCCUCAUCAACAUCGGCCUCCUCCUCCUGCUCAUCAUGUUCAUGUACGGCGUCCUCGGAGUGAGCAUCUUCCGCGAUCUGCCCUACAGUGGCUCCAUCACCAACAUGGUGAACUUCGAGACAUUCGCCAACAGCAUGACGCUCCUAUUCCGGCUCAACACGGCCGGAGGCUGGAACGACGUCAUGGGCUCCGUCCUGGGCACCAAGACGCAGAACGCCAUCCUCGUCAUCGCGUAUUUCACCACCUUCGUGAUCUUUAGCAACAUCAUCAUCAUAAACAUGUACGUGGCCAUCAUCCUGGAGAACUUCAACGAGGCUCAGGAGCAAGAGGAGACGGGGGUGACGGACGACGACAUCGACAUGUUCUACCGCGUGUGGGGGAAGUUCGAUCCGUUGGCCACGCAGUUCCUGGCCUGCGAGCAGCUGCCCAACUUCUUCGACGCGCUCAAGAGGCCCUUCCGCAUCCCCAAGCCCAACACGGUGAAGAUCGCCGCCCUGCAGCUCGCCAUCGUCGAGGGCAACAAGGUGCACUGCCUCGACGUGCUCAAGACGAUGACGCGCGUCAUCUUCGGGCGCGUGGUCAAGACGGAGCACCUGCGCCAGCUCAGCAGGCAGGCGCAGGAGAAGGUGAUGCGGCGCUUCCCGCUCCGCAGGAUCAUGCACGUGGUGAGCACCACGCUGGCGCUGCGGCGCGAGGAGAAGGCCGCGCACGUCAUCCAGCGAGCGUUCCGCCACUGGCGCGGGCACCAGGCGCAGGAACCGAGGGGGUGCCGCACGUCCCUCCGCUCGCGCCGCGGGGGCGGCUACCGCGAAGGCCCCAAAGGCGCCGGCGCCGACUCCACCGGAGGAGGGGGAGGAGAAGGAGGAGCGGGGGUUGACUUCUCGGAGGUGGUGAGCUGCUGCAAGGUGAUGAACGGCUGGAAGGUGAAGAGCUUCGCGAGGCGCCGAUCCACCGUCAGGGAUGCUACGUGAGCGGCAAGGCGUGAGGAGUUGGGCACGAGCGCGUUCAACCGUCGAGCGAUUAAACGACGCUGUUAAUGAAGAGUGCGACAGGGCCGCGCUGGUUUCAAGCUGUAUUUACUCUAUAAUAGAGGUUUUGGGGUUAGAUCGCGUAAAUAUAUCAAAUGUGUCGUUAAAACCCGCCACCACCCG
Molecule: messenger RNA, 5784 nt
Organism: Petromyzon marinus (sea lamprey)
Lineage: Eukaryota; Metazoa; Chordata; Hyperoartia; Petromyzontiformes; Petromyzontidae
Product: sodium channel protein 1 brain
Biological process (GO): membrane depolarization during action potential; neuronal action potential; sodium ion transmembrane transport
Cellular component (GO): voltage-gated sodium channel complex; plasma membrane
Molecular function (GO): voltage-gated sodium channel activity
Source: RefSeq, a predicted model, not a curated record